Molecule: messenger RNA, 441 nt
Organism: Beta vulgaris subsp. vulgaris (sugar beet)
Lineage: Eukaryota; Viridiplantae; Streptophyta; Magnoliopsida; Caryophyllales; Amaranthaceae
Exons: 4
Coding region: 34-441 (135 amino acids)
Molecular function (GO): protein binding
Source: RefSeq, a predicted model, not a curated record
CAUUCUUUGAUUAUUCCUUCAACUUUGAACCCAAUGGCUCUCUCCUUGCAACGUUUCACUUGGGCAUAUAACGACAGUUUUUUCACCCAAUUGUUGAAACGAAGAAUUAGAAAUGAAAAAGAGAGGUCAAUGUUAAUUGCAAUCAACAAGUUGGAUCAUUUGCCUGAAAAUCUGAUUAUUGAGAUUCUGUCAUGGCUGUCAGUGAAAGAUCUGUUACAAUACAAGAGUGUUUGCAAAUCAUGGUAUGCUAUAAUUUCAAGUCCUAAUUUCAUAUCAGAACAUCUGAAAAACUACUAUAACAACAAUGAUGAUUGGCGGGGUUGUAUCCUUGUUCAACAUUAUGUUACCCAUGCUGAACUUCAAUUGUACGAGUUGUUAGUAAACGAAACUCCUCGAGUUUUAGCUGAUGAAGUGUUGUAUAGUUCAUAUGGAAACACCUAG